Rotaria sp. Silwood1 is the source of this 669-nucleotide messenger RNA. Lineage: Eukaryota; Metazoa; Rotifera; Eurotatoria; Philodinida; Philodinidae. The record is from the annotation of a GenBank genome assembly.
AUGUCAUAUGAAAUAAAUGUCGAAAAUAUAUCAUCAAAUGAUGUUGAACAUGGAACAAGAAAUAAUGAAAAUGUUCAAGUAUCAUCAUCAAUAAGUUAUGAUGCAAAAGAAACAGUGAGUUUAAAUGAUUAUUCGAAUAAAUUUUCUCAAUUAAUGAAUCGUUUAUCAAUAACACAUUCACAAAUUGAUCAAUAUACACAAACAAGAACACAUCAAAUAUCUGUCGAAACAGAAAAAAUAAUUAAAAAAAUUUUAGAAGAAACAGAAUUAAAACAAAAAGAACUUUUAUACGAAGCUCAAAAUCAAUCUCAACUAUUUCAAGAACAAUAUCAAUAUGAUUUACAAACAAAAAUUAAUCAAUUAAAUGAAGAAAAAGCACAAAAAUUAGCUGAUUUAGAACACAAUUUAAAUAAUCAACAAGAAUUUAUUUUAACCAAUGCAAGAAAUCAAAUUGAUUUAUUAAUAACAGAAGCAAAUAAACUUAAAAUGAAUAUUCUUGAACAAACACAAGAAAUAACAAAUGCUCAAUUAGGAAAACUAACCGAAGAAAUUGUUCAAAUUGGAAAACAAGAUUCAGAAAAUCGUUUAGCAUCAACAACAACAACUGUUAUUGCAACACAAGCUAUUGCACAACAACAAAUUGAAUCUACCAUCAAUCAACAAAUAUAA